CAAAAAAAAGACAGCUCGCGCCUCACAUCAUUGAUUAAAAUGCAGGAUGGUACUCUCCCUUACUAGCCAACGGGAUAACUAGGACCGAGAAUGAGUAUUUUGAUUGGAUGACCACAAUGAAUGACCGCAUUGGCCGGCUGAAGACGCUCAAACUGUCUGGCAACUGCCACGACAAAAUGCUCGUCGGGAAAAAUCAAAAGGAGGUGGACAAUUGACGAAGUCGGAGAAAUCUGAUUAUUUCAACACCACAAAAGGGAGGUAAAAAAUAACUAUGGACAGAGAAAAGAGCAAUCCUCCUCCACUGGACCGGGAUGGGAUGGAGGGGAAUACAAACAGGGUGGCAUCCCAGGUGGUGGAGAUCAUCAGUGGGAUGAGUCUGGGAGCCAUCCAGUCUCUGGAGCAGGCUGUGGAGGAGGAGGAGGGAGAUGACUCUGUGUUCUAUGAUGAGGGUGAUGCUCCAUUAGAUGAAGGAAGGUCUUGUCCCUUGGUCUGUGGGUCCACCGAGAAAUCAGCUCAACCACAGAAUGGGAAGGUGAGCCUACUUAAGGCUGAGGCAGCCGGUGUAGUCAUGGAGAAUGGAACAGGGAAAGAUCCCAUCACGGAAGGAGGAGAACAUCGGAGCUCUGCCCUUUCGGGUAAGGGUGAUACUGGGCCACAUCACACCGCCAGUGGCCGAACUAAGCCCCAGACAGUCCAGACAGAAACAUUGGCACAAAUCCCAACUCAAACACUUGCAGAGCCACAAAAACAUACAAGACAGGACACAUUGAUGAACAAAGCUUCUGCUUCACACAAGAUGGAGGUGAAAGAUACACAGGAGCAGACACCUGUUACUACUCCCCCGCCUGUACCUGAGGAACCUCAGCUAUACAGGGCGGCAGAGGCCCCAUGCUCCUCUGGUGACGAGCCCAACAGUGCGAGUCAGGAUGAGGAGGACACAGACAAAGGUUCCCAGGAUUCCCUGGCCUGUCAGGGUACAAGUUCCCAGUCCUCAGAAGUAGAGAAGUCUGGCCGGCCCCGUCAUCAGAAAUCCUCCGACCACAACACCAGCUCCAAAUAUAGCACUGUCUCCUACAGGAAGAUACGCAAAGGUAACACUCGCCAGAAGAUCGAUGAGUUUGAGUCCAGGAUGAAUCUAUAACAUUACAUCAAGUUAAUAUCUUGAAGAUGGUGCAGCUUUACUUCAACUGCAUGGAGCUGGAUGGGGGCAUGCUAAACCAGUCGCUAUGCAAAUUGGAAUAACGAUCACCUGUCGUCGUUGGUUAAGUCUGUCUAAUACACAAUCCUAACAGAUUUUCAUAUUUCAAAUAUUGACAUUUCACUGUAACGUUAAGUCCCUACUGAAGCCAAAAGAAUGAUUGACAUGUAAAGAGUUCUCACAGACUUGGAAUGACUGCUGAGAGGAGCUCAAUAUGCAUAGUGUUAUUUAAUUAGAAAAUUAGCAGGGAACAUUUGAUUAUGUAAGGCAGGUAUUUGAUAAGCAGAUAAAAAAAACAUUUUUUUAAAGAGGCUUGGGGAGCUAAUAAUCUUACUAGCAAAACAUUACAACUUGCAUCCCCCAGGGGCUCCUGGCCUGUAAACAUUUCAAUACACUUUGCUAAGCACUGCAAAUCUGAAUUUCAGGUGAUCAACCCUAUAUGUAAAGUUCUGCUAUUUAAAAUGUAUACACACACACACACACCUCAGGCUAUAAGAACUGAACCAACUAAUAAUGUUAAACCCCUAUAACACUAAUAUUUCCAUGAGUACAGCGUACAUGUUCUCCUGGAAUAUCUGUUUUUGUGGAAAAAGAACUCUUUAAUAUCUAUUCAUUAAAAGGAAAUUAACAUUGAUGUGUGUGAGUCUGGAGAAAGAAAAUCCCAUCGUUCAUCUUUGGUAUCAACAGUUCCCUCUAUUGUUAAAGAAAUGUACAUACAGUAUGCACUAAACCUACAACCAUAGUAAAAAAAAAACAAGCAGCUCUUAUUAUACCAGGCGAGCCAUAAAGUGAAGGGUGAAGUUGCCCUUAGACACUGAUCUUGGGUCAGUUUGAAAUGUUCCCCACUAAUCAUUGAGGUUAGAAUUGGGGAGGGGAAGCUGAUCACAGAUCUGUACCUAGGGAAAACUUUAACCCGGAGCUGACUCAUAAUGCAAUACUAUUUUAUCUCAAAGAAAAUGUCAGAUGUCUUUAGCAAAGCUAUCUGUGAUAUGUAAUGCCAGCACAGACUCAUGCACACUGCAUGCAUUUAAAUUUGUACAUAAAAAUGAUAUUUCAAACAGUAAAAAUGGUACACUGACAGAACAGAUCUAUUUACAUUAAAUCAAAGUGGCAUAAAAUAUCCAGCCAUCUGGCAAUGAAACGGAUAUGGGCAAUUGUGCGGUCAAAUGGAGUGCUAAAAUACAGUUGAAGUCGGAAGUUUACAUACACUUAGGUUGGAAUCAUUAAAACUCGUUUUUCAACCACUCCACAAAUUUCUUGUUCAAACUAUAGUUUUGGCAAGUCGGUUAGCACAUCUACUUUGUACAUGACACAAGUCAUUUUUCUAACCAUUGUUUAGACAGUUUAAUUCACUAUCAACAAUUCCAGUGGGUCAGAAGUUUACAUACAUGAAGUUGACUGUGCCUUUAAACAGCUUGGAAUAUUCCAGAAAAUUAUGUCAUGGCUUUAGAAGCUUCUGAUUGGCUAAUUGACAUCAUUUGAGUAUAUUGGAGGUGUACCUGUGGAUGUAUUUCAAAGCCUACCUUCAAACUCAGUGCCUCUUUUGCUUGACACCAUGGGAAAAUCAAGAUAAAAAUCAGCCAAGACCUCCACAAGUCUGGUUCACCCUUGGGUGCAAUUUCCAAAACGCCUGAAGGUACCACAUUCAUCUGUACAAACAAUUGUACGCAAGUAUAAACAUCAUGGGACCAUGCAGCCGUCAUACCGCUCAGGUAGGAGAUGCGUUCUGUCUCCUAGAGAUGAACGUACUUUGGUGAGAAAAGUGCAAAUCAAUCCCAGAACAGCAGCAAAGGACCUUGUGAAGAUGCUGGAGGAAACAGGUACAAAAGUAUCUACAUCCACAGUAAAAACGAGUCCAAUAUCGACAUAAACUGAAAGGCCGCUCAGCAAGGAAGAAGCCACUGCUCCAAAACCUCCAUAAAAAAAGCCAGACUACGGUUUGCAACUGGUCAUGGGGACAAAGAUCGUACUUUUUGGAGAAAUGUCCUCUGGUCUGAUGAAACAAAAAUAGAACUGUUUGGCCAUAAUGACCAUUGUUAUGUUUGGAGGAAAAAGGGGGAAGCUUGCAAGCCGAAGAACAUCAUCCCAACCGGGAAGCACGGGGGUGACAGCAUCGUGUGGGGGUGCUUUGCUGAGGGAGGGACUGGUGCACUUCACAAAAUAGAGGAAAUCACGAGGAAGGAAAAUUGUGUGGAAAUAUUGAAGCAACAUCAAGACAUCAGUCAGGAAGUUAAAGCUUGGUCACAAAUGGGUCUUCCAAGUGGAUAAUGACCCCAAGCAUACUUCCAAAGUUGGCUUAAGGACAACAAAGUCAAGGUAUUGGAGUGGCCAUCAAAGCCCUGACCUCAAUCCUAUAAAAAAUUUGUGAGCAGAACUGAAAAAGCAUGUGAGCAAUGAGGCCUACAAACCUGACUCACUCAGUUACACCAGCUCUGUCACGAGGAAUGGGCCAAAAUUCACCCAAUUUAUUGUGGGAAGCUUGUGGAACGCUACCCGAAACAUUUGACCCAAGUUAAACAAUUUAAAGGCAAUGCUAGCAAAUACUAAUUGAGUGUAUGUAAACUUCUGACCCACUGGGAAUGUGAUGAAAGAAAUACAAGUUUAAAUAAAUCAUUCUCUACUAUUAUUCUGACAUUUCACAUUCUUAAAAUUAAGUGGUGAUCCUAACUGAACUAAGACAGGGACUAGGAUUAAAUGUCAGGAAUUGUGAAAUACAAUUCCUGAAACUUCCAACUUCAACUGUAUAUAAGACAUCUGCAGGAAACAAAUACUCAUGUAAAUAAUCAAAAGGCACAUUCGUGAUUGAUUUGCCAAGGCAUGAGAAUUCAUUUUUUGCAAAGCUGGUGAACAUGCAUGUAAAACCAACAGUACACUAGUGAAAAGCAUGAGCUGGCGCACACAGAAAAGUUAGUAGAGGUGUUGACUAACGGCAAGUAAACUGUAGGCUAUAAAGCUAAAGAGAGUCACACCCUCUAUAAACAAGCUCACAGUAAUUUGAGUAAACCACAGAGCUUAUAUACACAUACAUACAUACACACAGUGCCUUGUAAAAAAUAUUCACUCCCCUUGGCAUUUUUCCAAUUUUGUUGCAUUACAACCUGUAAUUUAAAUGUGUUUCAUUUAACAGACACACACAAAACAGUCCAAAUUGGUGAAGUGAAAACGGUAAAGUGGUGCGUGCAUAUGUAUUCACCCCCUUUGCUAUGAAGCCCCUAAAUAAGAUCUGGUGCAACCAAUUACCUUCAGAAGUCACUUUUUUUAUUUUAUUUUUUAAGUUCACCUGUGUGCAAUCUAAGUGUCACAUGAUCUCAGUGUAAAUAUACACACACACCUGUUCUGAAAGGCCCCAGAGUCUGCAACACCACUAAGCAAGGGGCACCAUGAAGACCAAGGAGCUCUCCAAACAGGUCAGGGACAAAGUUGGAGAAUUCAGGGUUGGGUUAUAAAAAAAAAUCUGAAACUUUGAACAUCCCACUGAGCACCAUCAAAUCCAUUAUUAAAGAACGGAAAGAAUACGGCACCACAACAAACCUGCCAAGAGAGGGCCGCUCACCAAAACACCAGGCAAUGAGGGCAUUAAUCAGAGGCGCAACAAAGAGAACCCCGAAGGAGCUGCAAAGCACCACAGUGGAGAUUGGAGUAUCUGUCCAUAGGACCACUUUAAGCCGUACAUUCCAGAGCUGGGCUUUAUGGAAGAGUGGCCUGAAAACAGCCAUUGCUUAAAGAAAAAAAUAAGCAAACACGUUUGGUGUUCACCAAAAGGCAUGUGGGAGACUCCCCAAACAUAUGGAAGAAGUUACUCUGGUCAGAUGAGACUAAAAUUGAGCUUUUUGGCCAUCAAGGAAAACACUAAGGCUGGGGAAAACCCAACACCUCAUCACCCCGAGAAGACCAUCCCCAUGGUGGUGGCAGCAUCAUGCUGUGGGGAUGUUUUUCCAUCGGCGGGGACUGGGCAACUGGUCAGAAUGGAUGGCGCUAAAUACAGUCUCAGUUUCAGUCUUCCAGAGAGUUGAGACUGGGAUGGAGGUUCACCUUCCAGCAGGACAAUGACCUACGCAUACUGAUAAACUACUCAAGUGUUGCUUUAAGGGGCGAUAUUUAAAUAUCUUGGAAUGGCCUAAUCAAAGCCCAUACCUCAAUCCCAAUUGAGAAUCUGUGGUAUGACUUAAAGAGUGCUGUACACCAGCGGAACCCAUCCAACUUGAAGGAGCUGGAGCAGUUUUGCCUUGAAGAAUGGGCAAAAAUCCCAGUUGCUAGACGUGCCAAGCUUAUAGAGACAUUCCCCAAGAGACUUUCAGCUGUAAUUGCUGCGAAAGGUGGCUCUACAAAGUAUUGACUUUGGGAGGGUGAAUAGUUAUGCAUGCCCAAGUUGUUUUUUUGUCUUAUUUCUUGAAAAAUAUUUUGCAUCUUCAAAGUGGUAGGCAUGUUGUGUAAAUCAAAUGAUACAACCAACCAAUAUAUUUUAAUUCCAGGUUGUAAGGCAACAAAAUAGGAAAAAUUCCAAGGGGUGGGGGGGUUGGUGGUGAAUACUUCUUUAAGCCACUGUAUACAAGUAUGCAACUAUUAUUUAUUUGUGUAGCCUACACCAGUAAACUAUGCCAUCAAAUACAAAACUGUAAUUACACUGUGUAACAGCUGUCCUUUCAAAUCAUUCCGGGGCCU
This is a messenger RNA of Oncorhynchus nerka (sockeye salmon), 5860 nucleotides long. RefSeq names its product ezrin. Gene Ontology annotation, biological process: morphogenesis of a branching structure; regulation of cell projection organization; actin filament organization. Gene Ontology annotation, molecular function: actin filament binding. The record is from RefSeq and is a predicted model, not a curated record. Gene Ontology annotation, cellular component: filopodium; myelin sheath; internode region of axon. Bases 272 to 1141 code for a protein of 289 amino acids. NCBI's taxonomy places the organism in Eukaryota, Metazoa, Chordata, Actinopteri, Salmoniformes, Salmonidae. The transcript is spliced from 2 exons.